Brassica rapa (field mustard) is the source of this 4261-nucleotide messenger RNA. RefSeq lists its product as uncharacterized. Lineage: Eukaryota; Viridiplantae; Streptophyta; Magnoliopsida; Brassicales; Brassicaceae. The record is from RefSeq and is a predicted model, not a curated record.
UAAGAUCGUAUCAACCAUGCAAUCGCUCAUCAGAGCUGUCUUUUGGGCUGUAUAUUAUUACCUUCUAUAUUAAUUAAACAAUAACUGCUGAUAAAUGUGUUCAUCCAAUACCUCCAAGUUUUAUUUAUGUAUAUGGUGGUUGUUUGAGAUUCGUCUCUCUUAUAUGUGCAAUGAGUCUUCUUCCUCAAGUUACAAAUUCUAUGGUACCUUUUUAACUAUAAAAUGUAGUCAAUGAUGUCAUAACUAACGCCACUGUCUUUUGACUGGUUAUAUAGAUUUCAUGGUUACUUUUCCAAAUCUCAGUAAAACCUUUUUAAAAUCAAGUAUUCGUAGUUCUUAUAUGUUUUGUCUCGUUUUACCUUUUUUUUUUAAGAAAACGUACCACUCUUACGAUAUUUUUGUAUAUAUGGUCUUGAAUUAUCAGAGACCCUAAACCAAAAAAAAAUGGGGGCCCAUAUGUUAUUGUAUAAAGUUAUAUAAUAUAAACAAAAAAAAUGCUAAAUAAAAAAAAUUAAGUUAGGGUAGAGAUAGAAAGGAAAAAAAUAAAAGUUUAUAUAAAAUUAAAUUUAUCUAUGUCAAGUACAAUUCUAAUGAUAUAAAUGAAUUUUUAUUAUUAUGUUUUUCUGUUUUUAAGUAUAUAAAUUUUUUUUUUAAACAUUUGGGGCCUUAAAAAAAUGGGAGCCCUAGACCCAGGUUUCAUUCAGCUGUAUUCAGAAACGCUCCUGUAUGUAUGAUCUCAUAGUAAGCAACAUUACAUCAUUUCAAAUAAUAAAACUAUGUAGGUAUUAUUAAAUUGUAAUUAAAAUGUAUUAUUUAACAAAAAAAUAGUUUGAAUAUUCCAAUUUUUGUACAACUUAAAUUUUGUCAUUGAAUCGGCAAAACGAACUAACAUAAAAUUUCGGGGACACUGAUGUGAUACUUUUGAGACUUUUAUUAAGUUUAAGUUGGCAAGAAAAGAACCCCCAAUAGAGACAGAGACUAAGUCAAAAGAAAUAUGAAAUCUCAGAACCAUAUUUCUUAAACUUAGCCACCUACACUCUCGGAUUAGUGUUGAAGAGUGUGAUUAUAACGUUAUGUUCGAGUAUUGCAACAAUACUGAACAUCAAGAGGCUUGGGAAGUUUGUUCCAAGUUUUGUAGGGCCCUAAAGUAGUAUUGUAGAUUCUUGUUUUACAUAUUGGGCCUUAGAACCAUUUGACCCUAUGCACGUUCCCAUGGCCAGCCAGCCAUAAACAUCAGACCAUCGAACCUGAACUAUUCAUUAAGUAGCACUUAUAUAUAAGGGAUUUUUAACGUCAAAAUCCAUAAACUAAGUUUGUUUUGGAUAAAAAUUCUCAAAUUAAAUGUUUAACGUAAAAACUACAAACUAAUUUUAUUUAAUGAAUUAAACUUUAACAGGUUAUAAUUAUCACUACUAUUGAUAAAUAUUUAGUUUAGGGAUUUUACAUGAAUUUUUAACGUUAAAACUCAUCAACUAAAUUUGUUCUGAGUAAAAACCAUCAAACUAAAUAUUUAACGAAAAAACCCUCAAAGUAACUUUUUUUAAUGAAUUAAACCUUAUCAUGUUAUAAUUAAAAUUGCUACCGGUAAAUUUUUAGUUUAGGAGUUUUUACAUUAGUAAACAUAGUUUUGAAGAAUUUUACCAUUAGAAAUAAAAAAAAAUUAAAAUUUUAUAAUAUCAUCUAAAAAUUAGUAACUUAAAAUUUUAAAAUUAGUAUUUUUUAAAAAAAUUGUAAACAUAUGAAAUUGAUGCGUUUUUAACAUCAAUAUUAUAUAUGUAUAAAUUAAAAAUGUAAAAACCUAUAAGAUAUAAUAAAAAUUAACUAAAGAUUUACUUGGGCCUCAUUUGUAAAGCCAAUGCUUUUUGUUUCAUUCCCAUUUUGGACCGUCCAACAGAAAGUUAACAAAACAAAUUUACAGUUUAAGCCCAAAUUUGAGAAAGCUUGGGUGUUUAUCUCUGCUCCCACGUGUUCAACAUCAACGCAAGCGACGAAAAUGCAUCCAUCAUGCACCCUGAAGCAACUCCUCCGUGAACUCGACGUAAUCGUUUCUUGUUGCUUUGUCCCUCUCCGGUCAACGUUGAAAGCAACCAUGCUCCAAACACCAAUACCAACUUAAGCUACUUCUAUUCAUAGCCUUCACUCUCUGCUUUAAUCUUCCUCUGCCUAUUAAGAAGAGCGCACCUCCGUCUCCGGUAAAGAUUUAAAUCGGAGAUAUGUUCCCGCCCCAGUAAGGAUUGACGGAUCUGAAAGGCACGAUAUAACCGUCUCUAACAUGGUAAAUUCCGAGUGAAAAUAAAGAUGAUAGGAGUGAUAUGCAAACAAAGAGAAGCACAGCGAAAAUUCGAUUCAAAGGUGAUCACAUUUUUUUAAUUAGUUCAACUCAACAUCAGAGAACGAUAUAAGAUGGUUGUUAAUCCACUCUGAUUUGAGUUGAAGAAAACAAAAAUCCUAAUGUAGAACGGGAAGAUCCCAUAACUAAAAUAAAAGAUCAUGAGUCAAAUUAAGAAAGAAAGAGAUACUUCUAGCUGACUUAUGAUCAAACAAAACAACAAAAGAAACAAACCUAUCUCAGACUUGUGAUCAAAUCCUUCAAAGGAUUUUGAGGAGAUAAAAUUUUCUCUCAGUCUAUUUUUUUUUUCAAAAAACCCAUUAGAAAAUAAAUUAGUUGUUGUCCGGAACAUCAUGGUCCAAUGGCAAGGACGGGCUCUUUCCUGCAUUCAGGUUGCGAGUUUGAACUCUGCCUGAGGGAACUACCUCGUGAUAUUUCUAGACACCCCACACGGAUAUGGGUCUAUGCUUUAAGACCUAUUUGCAUAUCUGGAAAGAUGGUCUAUCUGUGGACUGCACCUCUUUUUAGGGAUUAGUCUGAGCUCUUUCAUAGGCUCGGAUACUCCAGGUUAAAAAAAAAAAUUAAUUAGUUGUUGACUCAAAUUGUCUUUUUUCUUUCGUCGACUGACUCAAUUUGGUUUUAUAUGACUAGUAACGUAACGUUCGUAAGGUAAUUAUGACUCAAAUUGUUGACUGAAAAUUAACGUAACGUUCAUAAGAUAUUAUGACUAGCAAUAAAUUAAUUUGUUGUUUACUUGCAUUGGUUUAUAUACGACGAUCAAUAUCAAUGGAGAAAUUGAACUAAGAUUACAAUGGCUUUACAUAUACUGUUCGUUCUCUUUUCUCAUGUGCUUUUAACGCAAGUGGUCGAAGGAAACACUGAUGAUUUUGAUUGUGUUGAUAUAUACAAACAACCAGCUUUCCAACAUCCAUUGCUCAAACACCAUAAGAUUCAGGAAAUUUUCUAUCCGGAUGAAAAUCUUGAUAGAAAGGGUCAAUAUAAAACGAAUUAUCAAAGUUGUCCAAAAGGAAAAGUGCCAAUCUUAAAACAAAGAAAUGGAACUAAGAGCGUUCAUCUUGACACAGUCGAGUAUCCGGGCCAACAUUUUGCAACAAUUGAGACCGUUUUGGAUGGGAGCAUCUAUCGAGGAGCAGAAGCUAAUAUAAGUCUUCAUAGCUUAACUCUCCAGAAUAACCAGUUCAGUAAAAGUCAAAUUUGGUUAGAGAAUGGACCCCGUAAUGAACUCAAUAGCAUUCAAGUUGGUUGGGGAGUACAUCCAAGAUUGUACGGUGACACUCGCACAAGAUUUACAAUGUAUUGGACCGCAGAUGGUUAUAAAAACUCUGGAUGCUAUAACAUACAAUGUCCUGGCUUUGUUAUUGUAACUCGAAUUCCUUGGAUUGGAAUAGCGUUUCCUAGAACCUCUAUUUAUGGUGAUAAAAAAUCAUUUACUUUCACACCGCAAGUAUUCCAGGAUGGCUUAAGCGGGAAUUGGGGAUUGAAAAUAUUUAAUGAAGUAAUUGGUUACUGGCCCAAAGAACUAUUCACACAUUUAAAUGACGGAGCAUCUUUAAUACGUUUUGGAGGAAAUACAUUUAUGUCUCCGGAUGGAAUAAGUCCUCCAAUGGGAAAUGGGCAUUUUCCGGUUAUCGACUUUCAAAAAAGUUCAUUUUUUCUGCAUGUCAAAGUUAGAAACUCGAACUAUCAAUUACUUGAUAUUGAAGACAGUAAAACAAGACUUUAUUCAGAUUCGUUCCAGUGUUAUAGAUUAUCGUAUUGGGGUUAUGCGAAGUCGAAUGGAGUAUCCUUCUCCUUUGGAGGUCUAGGUGGAGACUGUGGUACUUGAUGAUUAUGAAUUUUACAUAUGUACUACCGACCAAAAUUAUCAAAAUUGAAAAGUAAAUAAAAUUUGACUAAACUAUGUUCUUUUUU